GAGCCAGGAGCGCGCCGCGGAGGGGCGCGGGAGCGCGUCUGGUUGCCCCCUGCCCUCGGCGGGGCGCGCGGGGGCGCGCAUGCGCGGCUCCGCGGCGGCGGCGGGAGCCGCGAUGGAGGGCGCUCUCCCUGCCCGCCAGGUAGUUAAUGAAGGGGAUUCAAGCCGUGCCACUGAGUUACAGGAAGAGGCAGAGGAAACUCCUAGUCCAGCUGCGGAGGAGAAUACUACCACAGUGUCAACUAAAAAGCAGGGGCCAAAUCUGCAUUCCUGGAGUGGUGACUGGAGCUUUUGGAUUUCAAGUUCCACUUAUAAAGACAGGAAUGAGGAAUACAAAAGACAAUUUACACAUCUACCUGAUACAGAGAAGCUAAUAGCAGACUAUGCUUGUGCUCUUCAGAGGGAUAUUUUGCUUCAAGGACGACUAUACCUUUCAGAAAACUGGCUAUGUUUCUAUAGCAACAUCUUCAGAUGGGAAACUACAAUUUCUAUUGCUUUAAAGAAUAUAACCUUUAUGACCAAGGAGAAAACUGCUCGACUCAUCCCAAAUGCUAUCCAGAUCAUUACGCAGGGUGAAAAGUUUUUCUUUACAUCUUUUGGUGCGAGAGAUAGAAGUUACCUCAGUAUCUUUAGGUUGUGGCAGAAUGUAUUAUUAGAUAAGAGCCUGACCAGACAGGAAUUCUGGCAACUGCUCCAGCAGAACUAUGGCACUGAGCUAGGCUUAAACGCUGAAGAGAUGGAAAGCUUGUCACUGUCAAUUGAGGACAAUGUGCAGCCAAGAAAUCCAGGAAGAAGCAGCUUGGAUGACUCUGGGGAAAGAGAAGAAAAAUUAUCCAAAUCCAUCAGUUUUACUCGUGAAUCAGUUAAUCGGGUUUCAGAAACAGAGUCACUGGAUGGAAGUUCAUCAAAAAAAGCCAUAGGGAAAGAGGAGUCCCCAAGUGAGAAACGGUUCAAAAAGAGUCCUCUGCUGACUUCAGAGAAAAGGUCAAGUAGAGUUCCAUCAACAUCACUGGACUUGAAUAAAAAUGAGUAUCUUUCUCUGGACAAAAGCAGCACUUCCGAUUCUGUUGAUGAAGAAAAUAUUCCUGAGAAAGAUCUUCAUGGAAGACUUUAUAUCAACCGUGUUUUUCAUAUCAGUGCUGAGAGAAUGUUUGAAUUGCUCUUCACCAGUUCACGCUUUAUGCAGAGAUUUACCAAUUCCAGAAAUAUAAUAGAUGUAGUAUCUACUCCUUGGACAGUAGAGCCUGGAGGUGACCAACUGAGAACCAUGACCUAUACUAUUGUCCUUAAUAAUCCUCUUACUGGAAAAUGCACUGCUGCCACUGAAAAGCAGACAUUGUAUAAAGAAAGUCGAGAAGCACAAUUUUAUAUGGUAGAUGCAGAAGUCCUGACACAUGAUGUUCCCUACCACGAUUAUUUCUAUACCCUGAACAGAUACUGUAUCAUUCGCGCUUCAAAACAGAGAUGCAGGCUAAGAGUUUCCACAGAUUUGAAAUACAGAAAGCAACCAUGGGGCCUUGUCAAAUCUCUAAUUGAGAAGAAUUCCUGGAGUUCAUUAGAGCACUAUUUCAAACAGCUUGAAUCAGAUUUGUUAAUGGAAGAAUCUAUGUUGAAUCAGUCCAUUGAAGACCCAGGAAAACUUAGUGGCCUUCGAAGGAGAAGGAGGACAUUCAACCGGACAGCUGAAGCACUUCCUAAACUUUCUUCCCAACGUUCCGCUGGAGAUGUGGGCUUCGACGCCAAAGGGGAUCUCACAGGAAGGAAAAAGGAAGUGGAAAACUACAGCACUGCCCUGAUUGUGGUGAUGAGCGUUUUUUUGCUGUUGCUAGUUUUGUUGAAUGUGACACUGUUUCUGAAGCUGUCAAAGAUAGAACAUGCUGCUCAGUCCUUUUACCGGCUCCACCUCCAAGAAGAAAAAUCUUUAAAUUUAGCCUCUGAUGUAGUGUCAAGAGCAGAAAAUACUCCAAAGAACAAAGAUCAAGCCCAUCGUUUAAAAGGAGUGCUCAAAGACUCCAUAUUGAUGCUUGAACAGUUGAAGAGCUCACUUGUUAUGCUUCAGAAAACUUUUGAGCUACUAAAAAAGAACAAGACUGGCAUGGCUGUUGAAAGCUAGUGAGCUUAAGGACUGAAACUGAGAGAUACUUGCAACUAAAUGAAAACAUCUGGAAGACAACCAGAGGAUGAAGGAUCUCAACUGUCACGGGAACAUUUCCAUGUUUUCUCAUUCUUGAGAUUUCUAAUAUGAAUAUUCUUUUCAUAACACUUAUUUGAGAAUUAGACCAUUAACUUCUUAUACAUAUUUCUAAGCUGUGAAUUUCUCCAGUGAAUGGAUACACAUUUCUGGAACUGAAUUUCUGUGAUACACAAAGAAAGUGGGGCACUCUGAAUUGAGAGUACGGCCUCAUUUCUACAGUGAGAUUUGAAGUUUGAUGUUUUCAAUGUAUCUGUCAGCCCAGGAAUGGCUAUGUGUCCAACAGGUUGCUUUCAUGGUUGUACAUAAGUUCAGAGGCUAAAGAAGAUAAUACAAUUACUAACUUUAAAGGAUCCAUUUCCAGGUACAUAUCAUAAUAUUUCUAGGUUUGUGAACUAUAAAUAUUACAGUGUCUUCCUUUAUUUAACAUGCAAACUCAACAGCCCAACCUUUUUGAAUGUGCAUGUUGGUGAUGGUUAUCUGAAAGGUUCUUUAGCCAUGUUGUUAUCUUUAUGAAAGAUAAACUUAUUUUUUCUUAAGGUAGCUAUGGGGUGAGGUUAUCUUGCCUCCUUAUACACAAAAAUGGGAGAAGAGUCAAUUUAGGAAGAGGAAACACGCAAGAUACCAACGUUCAAAGUAGAGAACCGUCGUCUGAGUUUCAAAAACCCGAAGAUUAGGUUAAAAUCUGAGUGACAGAUCACAUGCAGACUUGAAUUCAGCUUGGCUUCAGCUCACAACCUUUCACGGUAGAAGUGACUCAUUGGGCUGGAACUAAUAUGUGUAUGACUUUUCAGUAACUACGUAAGGUUCCAUUCUUUACAAACUCGUGUGUGUGGCUUGUUUUAAUUGGUAAAUUAUAAGCCAGACACAAAUUUUAGCUCUUUAAUAAAAGCUUGGGACAUGUA
Oryctolagus cuniculus (rabbit) is the source of this 3093-nucleotide messenger RNA. It is a transcript of the gene GRAMD1C, whose product is annotated as GRAM domain containing 1C. Gene Ontology annotation, cellular component: endoplasmic reticulum-plasma membrane contact site; endoplasmic reticulum membrane; plasma membrane. The record is from RefSeq and is a predicted model, not a curated record. NCBI's taxonomy places the organism in Eukaryota, Metazoa, Chordata, Mammalia, Lagomorpha, Leporidae. Gene Ontology annotation, biological process: intracellular sterol transport. Gene Ontology annotation, molecular function: cholesterol transfer activity; cholesterol binding.